Branchiostoma floridae (Florida lancelet) is the source of this 2140-nucleotide messenger RNA. RefSeq names its product WD repeat-containing protein 18-like. The record is from RefSeq and is a predicted model, not a curated record. Lineage: Eukaryota; Metazoa; Chordata; Leptocardii; Amphioxiformes; Branchiostomatidae. Gene Ontology annotation, biological process: rRNA processing; DNA-templated DNA replication. The transcript is spliced from 10 exons. Bases 24 to 1343 code for a protein of 439 amino acids. Gene Ontology annotation, cellular component: nuclear pre-replicative complex. Gene Ontology annotation, molecular function: protein binding.
AUCCGUCUAGUAGACUUUCGAAAAUGGCUGCCCACGUGUUGGAAGCGGCGCUGACCAGCGACACCUCCGGCCAGUUGUGGAGCUCGUGUCUGUGGGACCUGCAGUCCGGCACGACUCUGGCCACGUACAAGGGGGACGGCAGCGCACCGAGAGGGCUGUGUCUGCUCGGGAACCAGUAUCUACUGAGCGCCGCUAACAACAAACCGCUCAUACAUGUGUGGGCACUACAGAGACGGGACCAUGUCCAGCAGCGUAUGGUGUGUGGUGGCAGGGUGUCAGCCAUGGCUGUAUCGCCUGAUGGGACCCUGGUCGUGGCCGGUAUCGCUGAGAAGAUCAACAUUUGGCAGGUGUGCACAGGUAACCUGUUGGCUGUCCUGACCAGACAUUACCAAGGCGUGACCUGUCUUAGUUUUACAGACGAUGGAAGUCACUUCCUGUCUGGUGGAGAGGAUAACCUUGUACUUGUCUGGCCUGUUCACAGUGUUCUAUCUGGAGGCAGUACUGCAGUGGGCCAUAGCCUGGAACCCAGACACACCCUGUCCCACCACUCCCUGCCUGUCACAGACCUGUACUGUGGCUGUGGAGGACUACAGGCCAGGGCAGUGUCUGCUUCUCUAGACCAGACCUGUAAGUUAUUUGAAGUCUCAUCAGGCCAGCUCCUCUUGUCAGUUUCAUUUGACGUCAGUAUAACCUCCGUAACCAUGGAUACAGCAGAGACACGCCUCUUUGCAGGGGGCACCAAUGGGAACAUCCACCAAGUCAACCUGCAUGCUCAGCCUGUUCAAAGAGAGAGACACUUUGAAGACUCUAAAGAUGGCCAUGCACAGGUCUUUAAAGGUCAUAGUAAACAGGUGACGUGCCUGUCUGUCAGCAUGGACGGCAGUCAGCUGUUGUCUGGGUCACAUGACCACACGGCCAGACUGUGGGACAUUCCCAGCAUGCAGUGCAUCCGGACGUUCUCACACAAAGGUGCUGUCACCAAUGCCAUGCUCAUCCUGCCCCCCUCCCACAUGUUGGAAGGCAGAGGCAAGCCCAGCGCCCCCCUCCCACAGUUCAAACGUCACCUCUACACACAGGGAGAGGACAUAGAGGAAGGAACUAGGAACACUGUAGAUGUCAGAAUAGGGCAGUACCGAAAGGGCCAUGUUUCUGAUCGGGUGCAGCAGGACUACACUGAACAGAAAAGAAUACAUGAUUAUACUGAACAGAAGGAUAUUCAGGAGAAGGGUGAUCAUGGGAGUAAACAGGAUCUGGAGUUUGAAGUGAAGAGGUUGAAGCACAUCAACCAGGAGUUGUAUCAAUAUGCCGCUCAGAACAUAUUCAACACCAAUGGAAAAAGCUGAUAUGACAAUUAUCAUAAUGGAAAACAUCUUAGCAUGAAAAUUCAUCUGUGCUUUGCUUUGUAAAUGACAUUGUGAAAAACAAAAUUUUACUUGACUACAAAGUUGGGUCUUACUCAAAGUUUUGGUUGACCGCAACAACGUAGUUCCCAGAAUCCAACCAGUGACGUAGAAGAGGAGAUACAUGUAUUCACUGUGUGCAUAUAUCUUCCCAUGUUUACCUAAUCAGAGGGUUCUUUAUGUUUGUUUUAGAGGGUACAUAUCCGAAAGGUUUCCUUAUUGCCAAUUAGAGACUCUAAUACGAUUCAAAUGUGUUUCUCAUGAGUUUCAUGGUAAUCAAUCACUUCUAGGAAGAGAGCAUAGUAGACAGCAGGCUGGCAGGUCCUUGUUUUACUGUGGGUGGAGCAAUUGGUUAUGGGCAUUGUGUUUUUGCCAUGGGGUUCCACAUGUGUAUCCUUCAGUCAUACAUUGGAAUCACAAUUGAAAAGUGUCCCAGUAUGUGUCUAUACUGUAUGACUGAGCUUUGCGAGGGAGCCAGGAAACCUGUAUUGCUCCGUUCAUAUGCUCGCAUGUUAUUCCGGAAGCGUGUCAAGUGCUAAGCAGAGAAAUCAUCAUGUGAGGUGUAUUUUUUUUUUUGUAUGCCCCAACCAAACCUAAUUAUCAAAGCCAGAGACCUCCCAGAUAUGAAGUGAGCACACUUAGCAUUUAGAUACUGUGCCAAUGCUAUUAUAUUGAGAUUUGAGACAGAAUAUUGUCAUAAAAAAAUAUCUCACCCAAUAAACCACGAUUGGACACUGGUA